AACGUCUAUCAAGGAGCUCAAUACCAGCCUAAGCAAACAAGUCUAUCCUAAGGGAAUCUAUCAGGUGGAGCAGCCCUUCACUUUCCCUCAAGCUGUUGCACCGGCUCAACAAGAAGAGAAGUUAGAUGUGGUCUUCAAAAGAUACAUGGAGGAGCAAAGGCAAACCACCCAGAGCCUCUAUGAGAAGCUAGAUCGUGUUUCACUGAUCUUUGCAGCAAGUUUGGAUCUCUCUCCUCUCAUGAAGACCAGCUCGUACCUAUACCUACCAUCUCAAGAAGGAGAAGAAGAAGCUGAGCCUAAGGAGAGCCAAAAACCGGAGAGGUUUCCAUGGGAGUCAAAGAGAGCAUACAAGAGAAGGCUUGUGAACAAGCCAUUGCCAAAGCUAGAAGAUCCGGGGAAGUUUGUGAUUCCUGUUUCUAUCAAUGGGUGUGAAAUCAAUGACUGCCUAUGUGACACUGGAGCUGUUGUGAAUCUCAUGUCUUAUGCAUUAGCAAGAGAUUUGGGAUUCAAAUAUUUUAAAGAUCCUGAGGCAAAGAUGGAGUUCGCGGAGCUAUCAUGUGUGGAGCCCUAUGGAGUUUUAGAGAAUGUUAUGCUGGAGAUAGGAGGUCGCCUAGUCCCUACUGAUUUCCAAAUCAUGGUAUGGGAAGGAUCCAAGAGGAACCAGCUGCUACUUGGAGCCCCAUUCUUAGCCACAGCCGGUGCAGUCAUAGACUUCAUGAGAAACCGCAUGUCACUAGGAAAUAUCCAACAAGAUGUUUUCUAUCAAAGCAUCGACUUCAAGACUGCACCAAGAGCGAUCAAGCUGCCACCAGAGAAGACUUCUAACACGCCACAGAAAGGAGCCAUGAUGCCUAAAGAUCCCAAGAAGAGUGAGCCCUAUCCAAAACCGAAGGUGGUCAUGAAACCAUCAAUGCUGAAACAUAAAGAUGUCUUCAAAGAUAUCAACUCGGGUUGGGUCCCAAAAGAAGAUCAUACCGCAAAGGAGAAGCUGAGGAACACCUUAAGGCUCUUCCCAAGUGCAUUUGUCUUCAAAGGUGGCAUAGGAGAUGAUCUUGGCGUGCCCAAACCACCACAAGUGAGCCCCCUGAACCAGAGAAUGGAGAAGCUAAAGGGAUCCUUUGCCCUUCAGCCACUCUUCACCACGAUUAAAGAAAGAAAAGGAGUCAAGCUAAAUGACUUAAAACAAAAGCGCUUUAUGGGAGGCAACCCAUAUGGUUUUUAA
Molecule: messenger RNA, 1222 nt
Organism: Microthlaspi erraticum
Lineage: Eukaryota; Viridiplantae; Streptophyta; Magnoliopsida; Brassicales; Brassicaceae
Source: the annotation of a GenBank genome assembly